This is a messenger RNA of Triplophysa dalaica, 948 nucleotides long. Its product is annotated as NAD-dependent malic enzyme, mitochondrial-like. Gene Ontology annotation, cellular component: mitochondrion. The record is from RefSeq and is a predicted model, not a curated record. The transcript has 5 exons. NCBI's taxonomy places the organism in Eukaryota, Metazoa, Chordata, Actinopteri, Cypriniformes, Nemacheilidae. The coding region runs from base 79 to 609 and encodes 176 amino acids. Gene Ontology annotation, biological process: pyruvate metabolic process; malate metabolic process. Gene Ontology annotation, molecular function: malate dehydrogenase (decarboxylating) (NADP+) activity; NAD binding.
CUCUGUGGUGACAUGUUUUGAAUAUCAUCAGGUGUGUCCGGGGCUGGGCGGCUCUUCACUCAUGAUGUCAUCAAAGCCAUGGGCAGCCUGAAUGAUCGACCAAUCAUCUUUGCUCUGAGUAACCCGACGGCCAAAGCCGAAUGUACAGCAGAAGACGCCUACACCCUCACACAGGGCCGCUGUUUGUUCGCCAGUGGCAGUCCAUUUGGACCCGUGACAUUAGAAGACGGCAAAAUACUAAUCCCAGGACAGGGCAACAAUGCUUACAUAUUCCCAGGUGUGGCAUUGGCUGUAAUUCUCAGUGGAGUUCGUCAUAUCAGUGACACGGUGUUCCUGGAGGCGGCCAAGACGCUGACAGAUCAGCUCACAGACGAGGAGUUGAGUCAAGGGCGACUGUAUCCACCGCUGUCUAACAUCAGAGAGGUGUCCAUACAGAUGGCCAUCAAGGUGGUGGAGUUUGUGUAUUCACAGGGAAUGGCUUUCCGCUACCCAGAACCCAUGGAUAAAGAAUCUUACGUCAGAUCGGUUGUGUGGGACACCAAUUAUGACUCCUUUCUGCCCGACAUUUACAACUGGCCCGGCGUUUCUCACAGCCCUAUCGUCGAAUAGAAGAAACAGCCCGGAGUAAUAUACAGAACAAAAUGAAGACGUGAUCACUCCAUAUUUCCCCUCACGCUUAUGGUUAAUUGUAGUAUUUAUAUUAUGUGUGUUAUGUUAUAUACAUCUGAUUGUUUGUUUAGAGUUUAUGGGUUGAAUCUCUCCACAUCACAUUUCACUCCACAUUUAAAAGAAGAAAUAAUAAUAUCUUGCAGAAAGAGAAGAAAGGCUCUCGUGAGGAGUUGAGCUGAUGAAUUUGUAUUGCUUUCGAGAUGAAGUGUUUUCAUGAGAUUGACUCGUAUAUGAUUUUAUAAAGCCAUUGUUACAGGCGUGUGCGCCUUUCACUCCUCA